Messenger RNA from Colletotrichum graminicola M1.001, 879 nucleotides. RefSeq lists its product as uncharacterized. NCBI's taxonomy places the organism in Eukaryota, Fungi, Ascomycota, Sordariomycetes, Glomerellales, Glomerellaceae. The record is from RefSeq and is a predicted model, not a curated record. The transcript has 2 exons. The coding region runs from base 1 to 879 and encodes 292 amino acids.
AUGGGGCAGUGCGUCUCGAGCGGCUCCGCCAGCGCCAACAGCAGCGGCACUCUCGAUAAACCAAACUCCCGCUGCCAGGCCCCCGGUUGCCAGAAGGCUUGCGAUCCGGGGUCCAGGUCGCGAUACUGCGCUCAGCACGCUGUGUAUACGUGUCGGGUAUCCAAGUGUUCCAACGAGCAGGUCAGGGUUCACGAUGCCCGCUUCACCAAUCGUCUCUGCUGGGACCACCAGCCCGCUGAGGUCCGCGAAGCUUGGUUCAACGGUACCCUAUUCCCAGAAUGUGGAACCGCUGGGGCGGACGCGACCGAUUACCAGCAGCAACGCACUCGGCGGCGUCGUUCGCGCCAGAAACCCAAUCCCACAGUGGCGGAAGUCGCUCCAGUACCGGUAUAUGAACCGCCGGUGUACGUUUCCCGAGCCUCCUCGCACGACUCAGAUAAUGAUGACGCCGCCCGUGACGUUGGCCACCAACUAUCUACGAUAGGAGAAGAAGCCGAGGUUGCGUCCCCGCCAACAAGGGAACCACGAGCUCCUCGCCCGGAAACAGCGCCAGGGACGCCGACCGCGCGUCGCAGUCAAAAGACGGUCCAUUUCGCCGAGCCUCCUCCUCGGGCCUCCUCUCCAGAGAAGCACCAGGUUGUGGCGGUGGACGUCUGGACGGCCGCUGACCCCGCCCCCUCUACUUCGGAAACCCGUCUUCGGUCUUCCCGCCACUUGCGCAGCAUUGACGGCCGGCACGGAACCCGCUCGUCGCCCAAGACCUCGGGCAGCGCUGUCGGCCCUGUCACGCGUAACCGCGAGAAGCGUAGGAGCACCGGCAGCGUCCCCAACAAGCCAGCCGACGCCAAGCGGGCGCCGAGAUCAAGGUCCAGGCCUUGA